GCUUUGCUCUGCUCCUUUCGCAUCUCCCUUGCACCAGCGCGAAGCGCCACAUACGCGAGUCCCCAGUGCGCUGUAGUGAACAAAAGCCGUGUGUUUAUCCAGUGUCGGCCGCGUGUGCGUGAGCCAUGGUCGUCGGUACGAGCGCGCUGAUGGCGCUGCUCGCGCUGCUGGGGCCGCUGCCAAUGGCCCUCGCUGCGUUGCCGGCAUACCCGUCGUUCCUGGUGCCCAAGACCUUCACCAGGCAUCCCAAGUGUGGUGGUACGUUUACGAGCGGGAGGCCGCUGUGGGUCAGCUAUGAGUGGUGGUGGGACAACGACCUGUCCAGCUCCAGAGUGCAGCCUCUGGGCCACAGCGCGCAGCGUGGGUGCAUGCCGUACAACCAGCAACUUCCACGCAAGGGCACCUUCAAACUGGACAGCUUGAAGUAUCAAAACCCCGGCAUAUUGCGGGACCUGCAACUCCGACUGUGGCGCCCAGGCUUUAAGUUUGUCAAGAAAUCAGAGACGGACGUAAUCAAACCACUCCCUGAGUGCAAUGACGCCUCAUUAAUGGACGGCGUGAGCAUCCCAUAUGGCCCCGUCGGAUGCAAGUACCGCGUAUGGCGCUCAGCCCUGACCCCGCUUCUCUGCACACAGACGGGCGGCAAAGUCGCCAAGGUGUUCAGCCUGUCGACCAACGACGAUGCCGCAUCGCGCAUCAACUGCGGCUGGAGCGACAGCAUCCCGUACGACACCACCAAGGGUGUGCCGGGGUCCGGCAACGUAAUGUUCGAGAUCAUGACCAACUCUUAUUUUUACCCAGACUCCGUGGUGCAGCGUGGCACCAAUCCAGAGAGGAUCGAGCGGCGCACCAUGCAGAUUCUGGGCACUCUGCCCUUUGCCCUGCCCGACAUUUCCGGCUACCCCUGCGUCGCCCCUUUCUGUGGGUGGAACGACCCCACCAGUCACAGGCUUGAGAUGAAGGGGUGGACAGAUGACACGCAGUUCACGGUGGUGAACGUGUGGCCCAUCUUCCUCAUCCCCGUUGGCGGUGUCUACCGCAUGCAAAUCAAGGCCUCCCGCAUCACUGAGCCGCCAAAGGCAGAUGCUGAGUAUCCCGGCUACCCUGUAGCCCGCCACAUCAUCACCUUUGACGACGAUUUUGACGUGGACAAGCCCGGCAAAGUAUGGCGCAACAAGACCGGCUUCCUGUAUGACGAGCCGGUGAUGAUCAACAUGAACAAAGAUGUGGGGCCUGGCUGGCACAAGAUGACAGUCCAAGGCAAAGCAACCGACACCGUCUUGGCCUCCCUGAGCACGUACAUUGAGGUGGCGCCCUCGUGUCCCAAGACCACCUCGGUGCCCUUCUUCACGCAUGUUACCGAGGAUGGGCUUGGGAAACUGAGCUUGACUGUUGCCAAUGGCUACAAGGCGCCGAAUUUUGGGGGGGAUGAUGUUCACAAGCUUGACCACUCGGUCCCUUCCGCCUCAUUGAACUGGAUAGACCUGUCGUUUGACCUCUCCUUCUUGUCCGCGGCGACCACGUUUGCCAGCGUCGACCUGCACUUGUGGCUUUCCAGUUUGUCCCCCACCACCCUGACCUACACCAAGCCCAUUCCACUGGAGGUCUACGACGGCAGUCGGAAGCUGAAGGAUUUCUGCACCCCCGAUUGCCCGCCAAGGAGCACUGGCACCUGCUUCCAAUGCCCGCCAGGCACAAUCAGCCCAGACAUCCCCUGCGCAAAGCCCGGCUGUGACGGGACUCUGGUUGGCAGUAGUACCCUCGUUGCCAAAAACGCCUUGUCGUUCCUUAAGAUCAGGCUUUCAGCCACGUAUGUGAAGAAGUUUGUGGGUCCCACCAAGGGCCUGAUGCGCCUGGCGGUCGUCAUGCCCCGCUUCCGUCUUGGCGCCAAUGACCAAAUCACGAUUAGGGGGUCGCAGGGCCCUUCGGCGCCCAUGCUGGUGAUGAGUGCCAGCUGCACCGGCUGAAGACAAACCAUGAACCAUGUACCUUGAUGCUCUGAGAAGAUGAUUAGCUAUUAUGGAAUUGUCCAAUGUGUGCUGUUAUGUGGAAUGACUUUUUUUUGGCGUGUGUUUUAUGUCAAUGAUUCUGCAACGUCUUGAAGCCCAACUUGAAACCCAACUUGAAACUCUCUACAAGAUUGAGCCACGCUCCCUCCUGGUCUCUUGUCACCAGGCUGGCUUGUUCCUUUUUUUUAACGUUUGUGCAACCGGAAGAGAAAGCUUUCAACUGUUUUCUUGCAUCAGGGCACAAACUCUUGUGCUUUUAGUCUCUGCCCGUAC
Molecule: messenger RNA, 2282 nt
Organism: Chlorella variabilis
Lineage: Eukaryota; Viridiplantae; Chlorophyta; Trebouxiophyceae; Chlorellales; Chlorellaceae
Product: expressed protein
Exons: 10
Coding region: 126-1967 (613 amino acids)
Source: RefSeq, a predicted model, not a curated record